Molecule: messenger RNA, 13863 nt
Organism: Dunckerocampus dactyliophorus (ringed pipefish)
Lineage: Eukaryota; Metazoa; Chordata; Actinopteri; Syngnathiformes; Syngnathidae
Gene: slc45a2
Product: solute carrier family 45 member 2
Exons: 9
Coding region: 11831-13528 (565 amino acids)
Cellular component (GO): membrane
Molecular function (GO): sucrose:proton symporter activity
Source: RefSeq, a predicted model, not a curated record
UUAUUAAGUCUUUUAUUCUUGAAUAUUUUUACAAGCACUAUGAAAAUGAUUUUCUCGAAGAAAACAAAAUCUUGACUCCAUCUUAGUGCCCUGGCUGACAUUUAGUGAAGUGGUUGCCAUGGAAAUACAGUUCAAUGUAUGCAAACUGACAGAACAAGCAUCGACUGUUAGUGAUGUUGUUAGACAUGCAUCUUACAUGCCACGAAACCAGGACUUAUUUACAUUUCCAUAUUGAUAGAGAGACACUGUAGAUAGAUACUUUCCAUGUGGAAAUGUAAAUAAGUCCUUGUUUCGUGGCAUGUAAGAUGGAUGACUAACAACACACCAAAAGCAGUGGCCAUACUAAUACUGAGAUAUAAUAUACAUAAUAUGAUUUGUGCUAUUAAAGGGGAAUUCAACUCUGAACGUACAGGCGCAAAUGUCAUCAUUUCACCAUAGAAUGUAAGUAGGAACAUUUAAUUAAACUGUAGAGGGGGAUGAAAGGGCUGACGUUUCAAAUCAAGGGAGAAGCUGUUGCUAUUUCCUUUGUUGUCCUUAUUUCUUUAAAUGCUGUGAUUUUUAAUUUAUGUAUGGUGACAUAAAAGACCAAAAAAAAUGUAGGGAUUUGAGUUUUGAGUUUCCCCGAACGUCUUAAGGGAUUCUUUUAAAAUAGUGGACUAUUUUUUUUUCUUGCGCUGCAUCUGCUAAGGAAAAUGAAUGCAUUUGAAUAAUACAUUAAAAGCAUUUCAGCAGCCACACGUCCUCGUGGGAGAGCCAAUGUGCAGAAGUCACUUGUGAGUUAUUUUUUAUUUAACAAAAAAAGAAAAGAAAAAGAAGCCAUAGUUGUUAAAGAUAAAGCUGUAGCUGUGCUACUUCGGGAUUGUUUCACUAUAACUGUGCUAGCUUUCAUCUUUAAAGCUACAAAUGCAUUAUUGAUCAUGUUAUGUUGGCAUUUACUGUUAAAUACAUAAAAAGGCUACAAAAAAGGCUAAAUACCGUUGACCCGACUAUAAGAUAAAAAGAUGGGUUGUCUUAUAUUUGUGAUUUACAGAUUUACAGUAUACAUUUAAACUAUGCUACCAAACGACUUUUCUUUGAGUCAGUCUGAGCUUUUCUUCCCGUCACUCUCACACACACAUGCUGUAUACGCUAGAGCCCGACAGAUAUCGGCAGGCCAGCACGCCUCCCUCAUUUAUCGUGUGAUUAAUUUAUUUCUUUCGUAUCGCUAAACCGUUUCUUUCUGAACGAGAAAUCUUGUCAUUUGUAGCAACUUACAUGAGCAUGUGUCUUAUUUACAGUGGUGUGAAAAAGUGUCUCAAUAGAAAAUCUUAGGAGGAAUGACUUGUUUGGUCACAUGGCUGCCACUAUGGUCUGCCAAGUGACAUAAUAAUUUGUAAGCUUAUUUAACAAACAUAUUGUUCCAUGCUUACACACCACUAAUUGUGUGCGCUAAUACACUCAGUGCAUACUCCUACUAGAAAGAUAUGCACCCUAAGUCUAUUUCACAUGCACAUUACGUGAGGAAUGUCCACGGCAUGACUUCAAACAUCUGACAUCCACCUCAUAGGGCCAGACUCCAGGCAAAUAACUGCGUAUAAGAAGGCACACUGUGUCAUUACUGCGACACGUGUUUUGUCAUACGCUGAAUGGACUGGCUUUGAAUAUAAAGAUCAUUGAAAGUUUAAAGUGCUGCACACGUUUUCAAUGUAUUUUUGAAUUUGGGGUGGUGGACCGGUAAUUCGGAUUACAGGCAAUUCUAAUAAAUGUGAUGCUAAUUAAUCUGUCACCCCUGUAUUAUUAUGUACUCUUUUAUUUUGAAAUACCUACUGUGCUCCAAUAAUCAAAUUAAAUUAAUUCACUAAUGUAUACAAAUAUUAAUAAAUAAAUUAUAACAAGCAUCUGUGGUAUCUCGAAAAGCGCUAUAUACAGUCAUUUAAAAAAUAUCAGUAUCAUAUUGUUUGGAACACUGAUAAAAUCAUUGUUUAUAAUUCUUCUUCUUCUGCGUGGGGUAAUGUGGUAAAUGUAGCUGUAUUUUUGUAUUACAAGUAAUAAAAUUUAAUUUAAAAAUGGAAAAAUACAUUGUAAUAUAAUUUAAAUAUAUAUUAUUACAGCUAAGACAUUUUUUUUUUUGCUUUGCACUAAAAUAAAUCCACAUUUCAGAAUGUUCACUUUUGCCAUCCCUUCAUAACAUUACAUAAUAACAUAAAAAGCGUCUUUAGUGUGUUUAGUGUGCACUAUGCAUGUCCAAACAACAUGUAAGUGUGCUUCAAUAAAAUUUGGAGGGGCAUAGAGAGAACUGUUAGAACCGUUCAGUUGUAAAGGACUAAAAGAGAUAAACUUCCAGUGUUUCUAUAUUGCUUAACCUUUCAACAGUUAAGUGACCUUUUAUUGCGUGACCGUACAGAACAUUUGUGUCGGUUUACCUUUCCAUGUUAGAAAAAAAAAAAAAAAAAAAGGGUGACCUUUCCUUCCUACUUUUGUGUUUCAACCGCCAACCCACCUCCUUUAUCAUUACAGGUAUUUGUCAACUCAUUCUACAUUCUACAAAUGUCUUAAAAGUCCUCUGUCCCUAUACUUGUCCUCCAGGCAUGUAGUGAAAGGUAUUACGGUGGUCAGUCAGCCAGGGAAACAACCUGCAAACCAUAUAAUUGCCACUGUUGCGGCGAGAUACACAGAAGUAGUGGUGAAGUCGUGGGUUAACUGCUAAUGUCAACGACACAGCAACCCAAUUUGUCAAGGAAUUGGUCAAAUUGAUUGUAAACCUCUUAUUAAAUUGUCAAUCUCAUAUUGUGCAUGAGCAGCGAUUCAUGAAUACUAAUAAAUAAUCGCUGAACACCACCAUGUGGUAGAAUGUUUGUCAUGGUGCCUGAAAGGUUUUCACCUGCAAGAUGGUGGCGGAGAAACAAUGGCACUUAACUCAAUCAAUACCAAAGACGUAUUUAUAAGUUUUUAAAAACCCAAACGCCCCAUCCCAAAGAUGUACUCAUAGGUUUUUUGUGUGUGCGAGAGGCAAAAAGAAGCGAUGACACAACUGCACAGUAAAAGAUGUCACUCUUUAAAGCAGUUUUAAGCCAUAAAAACGGCCGCAAGGUGGCAGAAGUGCAUUUGAUAAGCGCUCGUCAUGCAUCUUUUGCAUGUAAAAACACACUCGACAGCAAGGAGGAAGGGAACCAGCAUGGAGGAGUGUAGCGUGCAGGUUACGCAUUGUAGGGAAAUUAUAACGCAUGCACACGCGCGUGCACACACGUGCACACAUACAGUUUAGUUCCAAAUGUGAAAUUGUAAAUAGUUCAUAGUGUUAUAUUUGGAAAUAAAUUGUUAUUUUGAUGUAAAUCAACCCCUUUUUUUGUAUUGUUUGUGUUGUGGUAUAGUUAUUGAGGUAUUUGAGCUGUCGCGAGCAAAAACAAUUCAGAUGAAAGACGAGAGUCUAAUGGUAGGUUCCAUGUUUAUGUAUAGCCAUAGAACACAAUAUUCUGUGCGCCUUGAAUCGGUACUGAAGGGGUUGUCCUUUGAAAAGUGGCUGGGAUUGGAUGAGGUAAUUGCACACCAAAAUUGUGUGGACAGAAAUCCAAAAUGUUGGCCUCAUGACUCAUAUCGGUAUAAAGUAUUUGUGUGUGUGUGUGUGUGUGUGUGUGUGUGUGUGUGUGUAUGACCAGUGGUUCUCCAAUGGUUUUGCUGUGGGACUCGCCAUCAUGACAAGUCGCCUACAUGACAAGUGGCAACCCAAAUUGCUGACAUUUUUCUACUUAAAUAUCUUAUUUUAUGAAAAGACCGUGCAGUUUGAAAUGGAGGUGGUGCAAAAUAAGUGUUGCAGCGUAAUUCAAGGAACAAUAUGUUACUAUCCACAAAAUCGAAAUAUUUGAACAGAAAGUGUCUGUAAAACAUGCAUGGUCGUUGACACCAUGACAUACAUGGUCAAAGUCUUCCACACGUACAUGUAUCUGUUUACUCCUUGCGACAAAUUCGACCCUUUGCGCUUUGAUUUUCGCGGCUUCAAAAAAAAUCCUCAGUGUUGGGUGGUUGACUUCAGGCUAUUAUUAGUCAAAUAAUAUGCCUGUUGAAGCAAAUUUAUAUAUAUUUUUUGCCUAAAUUAAGCAUUUUCAAGCAUAAACGUGGUUAAAGAAACUAAAAUACAAAUACAGGGCAUUCAGAAAACUCCUUCAAAGACGUGAUGAUCUUUAGUAUUCUAGACUGGUCAAUAGGUGUCAGUAAUGUUACACUGUUGAGACAAUAGCCACCGCAGGAAGUACUGCGAGCAACAAAGAACUCUUCCAGUGCUAAUACGUGAGUCUAUAUUAUGUCUUAUUUCUGUCUAAUAUUUCUUCUCUUAUGUCUACUAAAUUGGGUAAUACCAGCGUAAAGGUGACUAUGGGGGUGUUAUGUCAUGUCUAGUGGGCUCUAAUAUAACAUGCUUUUUUAUGCUCUAUGAAAAUAUUUUAUUUAUAAAUUAAGAAUUCUACUUUGCGGAAAAUGGCUCAUCACAGUCAGGUCUGGAACCAAUUAACCGUGAUAAACGAGGGAUUACUGUAUCUAGGAAGGCACUCGGUAGAGAAUAGUCCACCCACGUAGUAUUACUGAUAAAGAAUAGUACUUUCAACAAUUAAAUAACAUUGAUACAUGUCUUAAAGUGAAACACACACGUAUGACAUUGCAUUACGGCACUUUACUUGACUUUUUGGAUUAUUUUGAGCCCUAUUUAUUUAAAUUGGCCAACUAUACAACAACAUAUCUUCAUUGUGGUUUGUUUUCUGUAUUGUAUGUUAUUUAGAAUUUUAUUUAUAUCAUGCAAGGUGGCAGUUAGCAUUAAUAACUGGCGGGUGGAGCGAUAUGAUAGGCGACAGGAUAAAAUUACGCACAAUUUUAUCCCUAUUGGCACCAAAAUACAGUAUAAUGAGGUCUUGCUCUGCAUGUGUUGUCUCAAAGUUUCAUGGAACCGGUACUUAUUGUGUAAUCUUUCUUACUAACUAACAACAAACCAACCAACAUAUUUUCCCCAUAGGAAGUAACGGAAAUAGACUAAAUCCAACUGUGAGCAUUAUAAAUGACAUUCGGUUCUCAGCGUAGAAAUUCUGUGUUGCCGUAGCAACACAAAGCCAAGUGUUCCACACGAAGGCGUCACGUUAAUGUGCAAAAGCCUGUAUUCCAACACUGAAGGACAAAUCUUGUCAGUGAUUGAUAGCAUUGGAACAACAAGUGAUGUCAAGUACGCGAUGCUCCAGGGAGGUCAAGCCACUGUAUUUAACAGAUGACCUCGCACUGACAGAUCAUUUGAGGGGUAAACCAACAGUGCUCAGCUCGCUUGCCUUCCAACAAUGUGAACAUCGUUGUCACCCGGGCUUGUGUUGCUUUUGUGUGUCGUGGGAGUGACAUCUUCGCUGUCAGCCGUCACACAGAGCUGACAGCUUACUGCGGAAAAAUUGAUAUGUCUGCCUUGUACCAUUUCCUGGUGCCGCUGGGACAGACGCAUACAUGUUGUUCAUUGUGUUUCUUCUGAUUGAUUUGCGCUUGCAAUAGCAAUGCAACCUGAUUUUGUGUUUUUUUGUAUUGAGCCUUUGCAUAUAUUCAAAAAUAAAAUCCAUUAUUGAUUGAUACAUUAUACUGUGAAAUGAAAGUGCAAUCAAAAAGAUGCAAACUAUCACAGUCGAUUUCAUUUCACAUGUUCAAGCAUGCCGCCUUUACCCUUGGCGAUGAUUGCAGCGGUUGAGAGGCUUUGACCGGAAUUUCUGAGCAUUCUUGCAAUGUCUGGUUUCACUUCCAUGGUUUUGGCUUUCCUUUUCUUCGGUCCACUGCCAUCCGGGGAGCCUGCUGUGCUCUUGGGAGACAUGAUGAAGGGCGGAAGAUUGUCUUCCUCGAUGUGGCUAUGCCUCGACUACGUGUUCUUCUGCCACAUGCACCACUGUUCCCCAGAAAGGAGCCUCAAGUGGACAAGUCAACAAAGGUGCUUUCACUUGCAGCUGAUUACGCAUCAAAGAUCGCCAAUCAGACUUCUGAAUCGCCUCUCAGGGCCAGCUUUCAGGCCCCCAGUUCUGAUUGGCUGAUCAGAGCAAAACUCUUCAGCAAGAUAAGUUAUGCCCACAAUGCCUGUCUGAGGAGGAGGAAAUUGCCAUUUCUGGUGAGUAGAUUGUAUUUUAUUUAAAAGGUUUUAUAUUUCUGUCAUGUUAUUAGAUAAAUAAUGAUUGUGAACUGCUUCAGAUGAUGUUGUAGUGUAGAUGUUUGGAGUUGUCUGAACCUUUAAUCACGAGCCAUUGUAUUUAUAUUUGUUACAAUUGCCUGAGCGCCACUGUAAGUCGCUCCAGCCAAAAAUGCACAACGAACAAGAAAAAAAUAUAGAUAAGUCGCACUGGACUAUGAGUGGCAUUUCUGGGGGGAAAUGGCAUUAUUUAUAAGCUUACCUUUUCCAAACUCACAUCAGCAAAUCAGGUAGCUAACGUUACAUCUCAGUAGUGGCUUGAGACAGAAAAGUACUUCUUCGGUGUUAGGUCCUACAAUAACAAUGCCGUUGUAGCUUGGUUAAUAUGCAGGUCAUGUUAUGUAAAUGGAACAUUGUUGCUGUUUUUGGAGGUUUUUUUAGAGGGCUUUAUAGUCAAAAUAGGUGGGUCCCAUUACAUGCAUUGUAGCUCCCUCAUGCUAGCUUUUUAUCUUUCUUUAGAACGCACAGAAAAUGGAAAGACGGAUAAAGAUGUGGUACUUUGAAAUCCUUUUUCAUUUGACGUAUUUUGUAUAAACUGUGCACCUAAUCAGACAUUGAAGCCUGGACUAAUCAAGAGUGAACUACUGGGGCUACUUAUUACUGAUUCUUACUCCAUCAUUUUAUCACAUUCAGUUCUUCUGCAAUGCAGGAGGGGAUAAAGGAACUUAGCACAGCGGGACUGUGCUUUGUGCUGUGUAAAAUUGGCCACAAAACGCAGCGGGCACGAAUCAUAGGCAAAGAAAGCACCACAUCAUUUUCUGGAAGGAAUAAACCACAAAAUAGAUGUGCUAUGACCUGCUGAUUUUGAGCUGCUGGACUGCAUGUCAGCUCAGCCUUGAAACCUACAUGGUCAUGCUGAGAGGUAGCUUUUAACCACACAUGUUUUGGAAGGAGACACGAGGGGAGGAUUUUAAAGGCUUUGAAGAAACACGCUCUUUUUCAUAAGAAGUUGUUUGCCCUCACUUGGGGUUAAGAAGUACGGCGGAGUAUUGGGGCCACAUUGAGAAAAAAAAAAAUUAGAUUUUGAGAAUAAAGUCAUAAAUUUACGAGAAAAAAGUUGUAAUAUUUACGACUUUGUUCUCAUAAUAUUACGCUUGAGAAUAAAGUUGUAAAUUUACGAGACCAAAGUCGUACAUUUAGGAGAAAAAAGUUGUAAUUUACCAGGAUAAAGUCGUACAUUUACGAGAAUAAAGUUGUAGAUUUCGAGAAAAAAGUCGUAACAUUUACGACGUUUUUCUCAUAUUACGCUUGAGAAUAAAGUUGUAAACCUACGAGAACAAGGUCGUACAUUUACGAGAAAGAACUUGUAAUUACGAGAAUAAAGUCGUUCAUUUACGAGAAAAAACUUGUAAUAUUAUCUGAAUUAAGUCGUACAUUUACGAGAAAAAAACUUGUAAUAUUACGAGAAUAAAGUUGUACAUUUAUGGGAAUAAAGUCGUAAAUUUCGAGAAAAAAGUCAUAAUAGUUAUGACUUUAUUCUCAUAAUAUUACGCUUGAAAAGCGUAUUAUUAGUAUAAGCCUUUUAUCUUUAAUUAUACAUUGUUUGCGGCCGCACGGUGACCUAGUGGUUAGCAUGUUGGCCACACAGUCAGGAGAUCGGGAAGAUCUGGGUUCUCCGUUGUGCAUCUCUGUGUGGACUUUGCAUGUUCAGUGGGGUGCCCAGGGGGUACUCCGGUUUCCUCCCACAUUCCAAAAAUCAAUUCCAAUUCCAUGCAUGUUAGGUUAAUUGGCGACUCUAAAUUGUCCGUAGGUAUGAAUGUGUGAUUGUGUGAAUGAUUGUUUGUCUACAUGUGCCCUGCGAUUGACUGGCGACCAGUCCAGGGUGUACCCCGCCUCUCGAAGUCAGCUGGGAUAGGCUCCAGCAUACCCGUGACCCUAGUGAGGAUAAACGGCAUAGAAGAUGGAUGGAUGGAAUAUUAAGAUCUUGUAAAAUUACAACCUUUUUCUCGUAAUUUCAUGACUAUAUACUCCUAAUAUUUCAAAUGUACUCUUUCAAAUAUUUUGAAAAAUAUUUUUUCUUUUUUUUUUUGAUGAAUUGUAUUUUUAGAAUGUGCCACAGGCCAGUAAAACACACAAAUGGCCCCCAAGCCACACUUUAGACACCCCAAUAUACGAUCGACUAUGAUAGAGGUGUGACAGCGCCACAUAAUCACAUUUUGGUACAGUUCAGUUCAUUUUAGGUAUAGCCAGGGAACAAAAUAAAAACAUAACACUGUUUAGCUUUGGUGUAAACAGCUUUAAUGAUUUUUUUCAAUGAAACUUUAAAAUUAAAGUUGUACUUCUGGGAUUCAAUGUGAAAAAUCCGGUUCUGAAUGCAUGUACCGUGACACCCGAUUGUGCAAUUGUGACCUCAGGAGGUCAAAAAAAUAAUAACAAACGUCUCGGAUCGCUCUAAAGAAUUGUUUGCUGUUACGGAGGAGAGCCACUUUGACAAAACAGCACAAAAGAUGCAUGACAGGCCGAGAGUAUGCAAACAAUAACGCGUCUCCUGUGUCUUAAGUGGGUUGGGGUAUUUUAUCCCCUCCUUAUCCUGCCCCUUUCAUUUCAUUGUGAAGUAUCACAGUGAUCCUAAAGUAUAACCAUUCUGGCAGCAUGGAUUUUUGGAACAAAACGUCUUUUAUUGUAACGGAAGAAAUGCCAUUUUACUCUCACAAUGAGGACAGAAGAUGAUAAGGCUCGUGUUCAAUGGAGACAGCGAAUGAUGACACCCAGAAGCGGCUGCUCAUGGCCUCAAGGAGCGCAACAAAAGUCUGUUUUUUUAUGUUUUUUCACAAUCACAUUUCAUUGAAGCCAGUUGUGGGUUUUUAAGAUGAGGAAAUAAGACGUAUUACAGCAAAGCAUGGGAAGUAUGACGCGUCUACAAGCAAACACAUGAUGGUUUGCUGACGCAUGCUCUCAGACGCAAGCAACCCUUUCAGCUCAAAGCGGCUUCUGACGUUCCUGGCGUCGUUUUAUUGUCUCCUUGUGAGUGCUGAACAAUGUACAGUGUACAAACCCUGACUGAUUCAUACCACCAGACAUUCUCAAACGGAGUCUAAGAUGAUGCACUGAUGCUGUAAAAGGACAAAUGAAGGGUUAUGGUAUGGUUUGGUAUGGUAUGGUUUAUUUCUUUCGGACAAGUUACAUUGAGGAACACCACCUUGCCACUUCAUUUGUAUUACUGAUAAUUAAUGGCACAGGUGUAACUUAGGCUGGCCACAAUAAAAGGCCACUCCAAAAUGGGCAGUUUAACUUUACAACUUCAGCUGCAAUCUCAAUUAAUAAUGUAUUAUUUUUGAAAGUGUUUUCAGUUUUUUGCGGGUACUCCGGUUUCCUCCCACGUUCCAAAAACAUGCAUGUUAUUGGCGACUGUAAAUUGUCCAUAGGUAUGAAUAUGAGAGUGAAUGGUUGUUUGUCUAUAUGUGCCCUGCGAUUGGCUGGCGACCAGCCCAGGGUGUACCCCGCCUCACGCCCGAAGGCAGCUGGGAUAGGCAAUCGAAGUGAGUGUGCUUCACGAGCCCACACACAGUACGACAGCCUUACAUGAAGCGCACCUAGCACGCACGAGUCGCUCGCCGCACUAACAAUCUAAAAGCUACCAACGGAGGGCGAGCAGCAAGCACGUUGGUGUCAUGAAUCACUUGCUCCAUAAGUGCGACACACUUGCAACCCCUGUGAUAACCUACUUCCUCUACGUGCUGGCCACGGCCAACUAAUUUCCCCAAAAUUGCGGAGUAACACGUACGUCGGGAUGUAACUCCCGCUUUAAGUCGACGCCAACAUACAGUACACGGUUGACCGCUCUUGUCGACGCAUAAUUUGAGCCCCAAAGGGGUCAUUUCUAUGACAAAAUUGUUGUAUUUAUGUUGAAAUGAUGUCGUACAGCAGCGUGAAACAACCGCAACAUAACAACAGUGGAACCUCGGUUAGCGUCAUUAAUUCGUUCGACUGUAACUGAAAUGGAUGUUAACCAAAUCAAAGUUUCCCAUAAGAAAUGAUGUAAAUCCAAUCCUUUUCAGAAAGCCAAAAAUGUUAACACAAAACAUACACGUGAGAGGGAUAAAUAAAAAUUGUGGCCCAAAUUUUUGACCGAAAAACACGCUAACCGGGCUUCCACUGUAUUUUUUUAAAUUUGUAUUUCCUGAGUCAGAUAAAAUCCUUAAAAUCCUCCGAACGGGGAUCAUUAUUACCUAAUAAGUGAAUCAUCUCAACACUUUUAUUAGAAGAUUAAGCAACAUUUAAUGCAGUUUACCACUUUAAUACUCUAUGUGAUGAAAAGCGUCACUCUCAGCUUCAUCUCUAGAACGGCUGCAUUCUCCGCGGCUGACGCUGACGGCAGUGCUGCUUGCUGGCAAGAGCGUCCGGCUCUUGAUGUUGUCGUGUGUCUACAGUACGUUUGUUGUGAUGUGAAAAAAGUUGACACCUUUGGUAGUUUUGUUAAAAACAGUUUGUUUUCCUCUCACCUUCUCCCCUUCUUCGCUCCACUGGAGUAACUCAGCUUCAUUUUUUUCCGAACUGCGCCAACAAGUUUGUUUUGUACCGUUUGAAUCAAUCUGCACAUGCUCAGUCACAUGGAAUAGUCCAUUGCAUGAGAAGGGAGGGGGGUGCGGUCGAAACGAUCAUGAUGAGCUACGCAUUUUGAUGUAGUUUUAAGCACAUGGAUUGAGGCUGAAACAGAAAUAUGUACUUUUAAUCAAAGAAAGAAAUCAAUAAUCGUUUUUUAUGAGAUGUUUGGGUUCCCCUGGAAAUCUCGUGGCCCGAGGCAAUUGGCAAAAGUCCGCCCGUGGUGGGCGCUGCUGCAAAUUUUGGUAUCGAUCCAAUACCAAGUAAAUGUAGCGCCAGUAUUGCGGCUGCCGAUGCUGAUACCAAUAAUUUGUCCUUAACAUUUUUUAAGAUCAUUGAAAGAUAUUGUGAUUUUGCCUUUUUAAUUGGUUGAUCAUGACAACAAUCACUAUAAAACACAAGACAAACAAACGAAAAUUGUAUUUGGGAAGUAUUUAUUUAACAAUGUCAACAAAAUGAUUCCCUUUUAUUGCAUACAAAUGUUUGAGCAGAAGAAGUCAACAAAAGCAGAAACUGUUAUUGGCCCUCAUUCAAAUCCUUUUUGCGUUUUGCCCCAAAAUCCUUUAUCGAAGAAGUUAUGUGAGGAGUUUGUAAAUAAUAUAUACGUAAAUGUAACAAUCCACCCGUAGCAUUGAUAUUAUUCAUGUUUGGAUUGAUCCGCCCAGCCCUACCAUAAAGAGUUGUCCCAAUACUUUUGUCCAUCUGUGUGUAUUAUACACUUGUCAUACAGUCAUGUGAGUGUAAUCUAAAUAGUAUCAAUGAAGGCAUCACACACACACACACACACAUGCUCACAUGCCUGUGCAGCACAGACAUUCCCUUGAGCUGGCCUCAGGUCUCACUUUGAAGACUGAGGGGAAGCAGAUAAUCUCAUGAAUACAGCGUCCUUUCCCACCUUCUCUCCUCUCCUCUCAUUCCUUUCUUGGAGCCGGACUCGGCUCAUCUGAGACCAGCCGGCGAGGACUUACAUGGGCGCUAAAGCCGUGGGGAUUUUUAACCCAGCUUUGCAGUAAAGUGAGGAUUUAGCACCAAUGCAAGGACCGGUCAUCCACCCCCUGGCUGUCUAAGAGAGAUAUUCUUUCUGUUUUCCACUUUCUACCCCCCCUUUCCCCUCAAAACAUGACUGUACUGUCAGAGGACCAGUCUGCGAGGCCCCAGCCAUGCCGGGUUCCGGAGCCCACCAAGCACGUCAGCACUACUGUAGACCAGGACUCAACAGACUUCACUGGCUCCAAAGAGGACUAUAUGGACAGCAUCGAAAGCGCCGUCUUUGGGUCCGUGGAGCCCCCCAGGCGCUCUUUGGGACGCCUCAUCCUCCACAGUUUGGUCAUGUUCGGAAGGGAAUUUUGCUACGCCGUGGAGGGAGCCUUCGUCACGCCGGUGCUGCUGAGCGUUGGUCUGCCCCGCAGUAUGUACAGCCUGGUGUGGCUGAUAAGCCCCAUCCUGGGCUUCCUGCUCCAGCCUAUCAUCGGAUCAGCCAGCGACUACUGCCGCUCGCCGUGGGGGCGGCGAAGGCCAUACAUCCUGACGCUGGGCCUUCUCAUGCUGGUGGGGAUCACCCUGUUCCUCAACGGAGAUCUUGCCAUCUCAGCGCUAGUCAGCGACAGGUCGCUGAGGACCACGUGGGCCAUCGUCGUGGUGAUGCUCGGCGUGGUUCUGUUUGACUUUGCCGCCGACUUCAUCGACGGGCCCAUCAAGGCCUAUCUGUUUGACGUGUGCUCGUACCAAGACAAGGAACGGGGGCUCCACUAUCAUGCUCUUCUCACAGGUCUUGGUGGAGCAUUUGGCUACCUAGUGGGAGCGAUGGACUGGGGUCAUUCCUUGCUGGGUCAGCUGCUAGGCUCCGAGUACCAGGUCAUCUACUUCUUCUCUGCGCUCACCUGGAGCAUCUUCCUCAUCGUGCACCUCUUCAGUAUUCCUGAGCAACCUCUGGCUACGACUGAUACCCGUGGCCCCUCGACUCUCAGUGCCCUUCGUCAGCUCGGGUCCCAACAUAACGGCUACGGAACGCUGUCCAAGGAAGCUAUGGUCCCUGCGGUCCCAGACAUCAGGCAGAGGUCCUUCUCUGCUCUCGGGGAGGCCAAUGCGGUGACCUCCAGUGCCAAACAGCCAAACAAGGAGGCUCGUGAGAGGAUGACACUUAAAUCUCUCACAAAAGCCAUCAUCAACAUGCCAAAUCAUUACCGCUACCUGUGCAUCAGUCACCUGCUGGGAUGGACGGCGUUCCUCUGCAACAUGCUCUUCUUCACCGACUUCAUGGGACAGAUUGUCUAUAAGGGGAAUCCAUACGCUGAGCACAAUUCCACAGCCUAUGCCACGUAUGAGAGAGGAGUGGAAGUGGGUUGCUGGGGUUUGUGCAUCAACGCAGUGUCCUCUUCUCUUUUCUCCUACGUGCAGCGUUUCCUGCUGCCGUACAUCGGCCUGAAGGGUUUGUACUUCCUGGGCUAUUUCAUGUUCGGCAUGGGCACCAGCCUAAUCGGCCUCUUCCCCAACGUCAUCGCCACGCUCAUCCUGUGCAGCGUCUUUGGGAUCAUGUCCAGCACGCUCUACACCAUCCCCUUCAACCUCAUUGCCGAGUAUCAGCGGGAGGAGGAGGAGGAACUCAAACGAAGAGGGGGCGACGAAACCCCGCGAGGGACAGGUGUGGACUGCGCCGCGCUCACCUCCAUGGUGCAGCUGGCCCAGAUUUUAGUGGGCGCGGGGCUGGGUGCCCUGGUCAACGCGGCGGGAAGCGUGGUGGUCGUGGUGCUCUCCGCCUCCACCGUGUCCCUGCUGGGCUGCACCUUCAUCGCACUCUUCAUAAGAUAUGUGGAAUGAACGCUCCUCGUGCAAGUCUUUGUAAUAUUGUAAUGAUGUUCGUAAAUAAAGAGUCUUUAUUAUAUCCUUUAAGGUGUCUACUAGAUACAAACAUUAUAGCAUAGAGUGUGUCCAAACGCACACUCUAAGCACUUUAAUACUUGGAUGAAAAUCUUUUGCGGUCAAUGAACCCAUGGAUCAUCAAAUUGUGAGUAUUAAACAUGACGCAACUCCAGGAACGACAAGGCUAGUCGUACGACGGAGUAUUAGGGCCACGUUGGAAAAACCCCCCAAAAAAACGGAGAUUUUAUGUACGUGAAAUGUACGUGAAAAAACUUGUACUAUUACGAGAAUAA